Halichondria panicea is the source of this 1153-nucleotide messenger RNA. RefSeq lists its product as uncharacterized. The record is from RefSeq and is a predicted model, not a curated record. The transcript is spliced from 7 exons. The coding region runs from base 109 to 1071 and encodes 320 amino acids. Lineage: Eukaryota; Metazoa; Porifera; Demospongiae; Suberitida; Halichondriidae.
UGGAUCUAACGAUCAUGGAACAGGGGGAGAGGAGGCCCAGCACAGUACAGUACAGAUCAGAAGGGCUAAUGCCUAGAAUAGACUCUACCCGGCACAGACAAAAUUGAAAUGGCCACCACUAGCAUCUAUGCUAGCAGUGAAGUUGAAGCUAUUCCAGUUAUUGAUUUCAGUGACAUUCUCUCUGGCUCCAAGGAUCUAGGCAACUGCCCUCAAGUUAAAGAGCUCCAUUCUGCGCUGAGUACUGUCGGCUUCGUCUUCCUGACUAAUCAUGGGAUCGACAAAAAAAUGGUGGACAAGGUAUUCAAGAUGUCGGAGACCUUUUUCACUCAAGAUAUUUCUGCAAAGAAACCAUUCAUCAGAAGAGAACAUAUCGGAAAUGAUGGCUAUGUCUGUAUGGAGCAAGAAAGUGUAAACCCCACCCAACCGGGAGACCUGAAGGAGUGCUAUAAUAUUUGCAAGACAGCUAUUCCAUGUCCUGAUUUGCUUGAAGACUGCAUAAAAGAUUUAUUCUUUGAAUCGAAUAAAACUCUGGCAUUGAAGAUUCUGGAAGUGAUGGGCUAUGCCUUUGAAUUGAAGGAUCCACAGUUCUUCGUGAAACGGCAUCAGAAGAUUGGGCAAGGCUCGUCUGAGAGCUACACUACACUGCGUCUCCUCUAUUACCCUCCUCUUCCACCCUCCCUCAACCUUAAACCGGGACAGCUAAGGUGUGGAGAGCACGUGGACUACGGGUCAAUUACUCUUCUCUUUCAGGAUCCUAAUGGCGGCCUUCAAGUGAAGAAGAAGGGUGGGGGGUACAUUGAUGUACCCUACAUUGAUGGUGCUGUGCUGGUCAAUUUGGGAGCUCUGAUGCAGCAAUGGACCGGAGAUAAGUACCCAGCAACGCCUCAUCGUGUUCUUGUGCCCGAUGAUGAAACUGUGAAGGAAAGAGUGAGACAGUCCAUUGCCUUCUUUGUCCACCCUGACAACGAGGUGCUCGUGGAGACCAUCGAUGGGUCCAACAAGUAUCCACCUAUCACUGCCCUUGAAGACACUUUCAGACGCUUAAAACAAUCCUACUUUCCUGUUGACUGACUGUCUCUAUAUUUAACACACGCAAGUAGUUCUAUAGGUGUAUUAAUUGCUGUAAACAUUUUGCUUGUUGGUUAAUUUGAAA